Molecule: messenger RNA, 3100 nt
Organism: Amphibalanus amphitrite
Lineage: Eukaryota; Metazoa; Arthropoda; Thecostraca; Balanomorpha; Balanidae
Exons: 9
Coding region: 134-1087 (317 amino acids)
Biological process (GO): positive regulation of fibroblast growth factor receptor signaling pathway; positive regulation of epidermal growth factor receptor signaling pathway; signal transduction
Source: RefSeq, a predicted model, not a curated record
AGUCGAGUGGUGGUAACCGCGGGGUGGGGUGGCGGAAGCGAGGCUGUCUUGUCAUGGAGUGACUGGUGUGCUGAGUGGUGAUACUUUGUGAAGCCGAUUGGUGGAUCUGCAUCUGAGGAAUCUGUUCAGGAAGAUGCUGAAGCACGUGCAGGUGCGCUCUAGUUCGUCGCUGCUGCGGCCCGGCGGCCAGAAGGCCGACACGCUCAGCAUCAACUCCAACAUGAGCUUCUGCUCGCUGCACGAGCCGGCACUGUCGUCUCGCUCGUCUUCGUACACGUCUCUGAACGAGACGCAGAGCAGCACGGGCAGCGCCAGCGUGCCCGCCGCACCGCCCACGACGACGGUGAAGGUGUACACCCGCUGUCUCCGCCCCGACCUCGAGUACAAGACGAUGAGCGUCAAAUACACGACCACCUGCCGAGACCUGGUGGACCAGCUGCUCAACAAGUACCGGAUGAAGCACCGCGACCCGAACCUCUUCUUCCUCACCAUGGAGGUCGCCACCAGGAGCACAGGGACCGCCGUGCGGACCAUCCUGGUUCUGGACGACGACUCGUGCCCCGCCCAGCUGCAGGCCUGCUACCCGAGAGCCGACUCCAAGUUUACAGUCCGGAUGCGGCACGGCGGUCUGGUGAAGGUGUACGACAGCGUUCUCAUGGCCGAGUCUCAGUACAAGAGUCUGCUGGUGUCGGACCGGACCUCGGUGGACCAGCUGGUGCAGCUGCUGCUCACCUGCUACAAGUCCAACGAGAGCGUCCACAACUACUCACUCUACGAGGUGUGCCGCACGACGAGUUUCGAGCGCAAGCUGCACGCCGACGACCGUCCGCUGGCCAUCCAGCAGGAGUGGUCCUCUCUGGCCGAGUACAGCUUCGUGCUGAUGAAGCGGCCGCCGGGCACGCCGCGGUCAGGACGAGACUUCCCGCUCAGGAGAUCGUUCUUGCAGUGGAGCCGGAACCGUGAGCUUGCCUCGUGGUCGGGCCGUGAGAUUUCCGUGAUAGAAGAACGCCGAUCCAAGAGCCACCGGAGCCCCUCGCUGUCGCUGGCACCGGCACGGAAGGAGGGAGAGAAGUCCUUUUACAUCUGAGGAGGGACCUUCAGUUACAACACCGCUAUACCAAAGAAUGUCCUAAUCGAUGCCUGCCCCGGGACUGCAGAUCUAAAUGGAACCAGCUGCUACAACAUCCUUUCCACGGUCCUCCACUUCCGCCGAACACGAUGGUGGCUUCAGACGACUGAAAUACAGCUGCAGUCACCAGCAACGAAGACAUCAAAUCGUUCCGCCUAAUCUUGUUUGCCAGACUUCCGCACAGGUCAUGAACUUCUCAAAGCUUCUCUGCUCUAUCUACCUGUAGCGGCAUUUCGAGAUAAUGCUCGAAGUUCCAAUGCUCUGAAGUGGUCAGUCUCCUUAGUGAUGCGUUGCUUCGCUCAAAAUGCUGGCAAACUCCCUCAAGUCCGUCUAGUGUCCGUAAGUGAGGAUGUUAACCCGCGCACCGACGGGGGGGCGGAUAUCCGCCCCCCCCCCCUGAGGUUUUUCGCGGAUAGCGGGAAAACCGCGGCGCGUAGCGCCGCGAAAUUUGGUAUGACUAUUCUCUCAUCAAUUUUACACAUGGUGUGCAAGUUUGAACCUCCUAACUUUUAAGGUCAGGUCACCAGGUCACUUUGAAUGACCCAACCUCAAGUCACUUUUUUGCAACUUUGUCACCGUGCCAGAGCUACAGUAGAUGUCGGAGGCCUUUGAAAGUCGCAGGAUGUUAUUAGGUCAUUAGUAGCUACAAUUUGUAUAUCUCGGAAUUUUGAUGUCGGUGACCUAAGGUCAGGUCAAUUUCGCGACCUCCCCAUUAUAAGUCAAUGGGGGAAAAAUCAACUCCCUGUUUUUACCACUAAAACGGGUCGGAAUGGCCCCAUAUACCAUACAUGACUUCACAUACGAUCAAGCUUCACUACCUUGAGGUCUGUUUUGCUGUUGGGCAGCUGUAAGGUCAUGUGACGUCAUCAAAGGUCACCAAAGGUUUUUUGCCAAUAACUCCUUACAGGAACAAGAUACAGCCGCGCGGAUGGUCUCAUUGUGUUCAGCUCGUCAAGACGCAUCGAAUGAUAUACAUGAUGACCUCGAGGUCACGUGACCUGAGGUCAACCUUUGACCUUGACCUUUCGAGGUCAACAUAUAUAUCAUUCGAUGUGGAUCGACGAGAGGAUCACGAUGAUGCCCUUAGUUUGUUCCUAUCUUGACUACUUCGAAAGUUAUUCGAGAAAAACCCUCUCCAUAUCUAGCGCCGCCAUUUUGACUUUUUCGACCCCUGUGACGUCAUCUUUGACCUGACCUGAAAAUGACCUUAGUAAAAAUUGUAGACCUUGUCCGUGCGUAUCCGAUGCCGUUUACCGCUUGUCGCUAUCUUGCUUCGUUCUCGAGAUCUCAGGGGGGGCGGUCAUCCGCCCCCCCCCCCCCCCCCGUCGGUACUAAGUUGGCGCAGACCCCCGUCGGUGCGCGGGUUAAAUAUAUUUUCGGUUGCAACUUGCAAGGAUCGCCUGUCUACCAUAAUUGUUUGCCUCGUGAACCGAGCUCUGCAUUGUUUCUGAGGAUCUGUUAUCGCCGUUUUGUGCCCUGUUGUUCAUGCUGAGAACGAGGAGAGUUGUGGCGACUGUGAGAUCCGAGUGUCAGUCGUUCUAAGAGUGAUGGGUCCCGUGUCGGACAGGUCAACUGGCUGAUAACGCGAGAGCGAGUGGAACCGUAUCUUUGUGGUUAUUCGGUCACAUGUCUGACAGGUCAGCUGGGGCUGGCUGAUAGCGCGAGAUCGAAUGGAACCGUACUCUGCUGGUGCUGACGCAUGCGCGGCGUCUGCUGGCGUCGGUCGGUCCAUGUAAUGUGUGACGAAUGGAUGGCAGUAAUGAGCGCGUUAGUGAUAUACUCGUAUUUGGGACGUGCCGACAUUUCUGGCUGAUAUUAUUGAUGAUGAUGUGUGCGUGGUGUCCUAAGUGAUGUGUCCUAUUUAUUGCCACAUUUUUAUCUAAGAGGCCUUGGCUUGUCUAGUCAUGAAUUUGGUUCAUUGUUAUUAGCUGUGCCGUUUCAAAUAUACUCACGCCAGUAUAUCGAUUAUAA